UUUUCCAUCUAUAUGUUGAUCAUGUCAUUCUCACGUUACAUUAAUAAUACCAACAAGAAACCUCAUAAAAAAAGAAGUAAUAAUUCAUGCUCUGUUUGCUAAGGCUCUAACAACAAAAGUAGAAAACCUUAAAUGCGAUUCGUUAUUAUGCUUUUGUGAGAAGAGGCGGAUAUAAAGAGUCAACAACUUCUGAUCUCUAUUGAGGAUUGAUCUCAACAAACCUUAAAAGCAUCAAACCACAUGGGGUUAGCAGCAGAACCAGCUUCAAGUAAUGAUGACAAGACACCAUUGUUGCUCUCUCACCCUCUCAAAAGAACAGGGACGGCGUGGACGGCGGUGGCGCAUAUAGUGACAGGAGUGAUAGGAUCAGGAGUGCUGUCUCUGGCAUGGAGCAUUGUGAAUAUAAGCUUAUAUGAUUUUGGAAUUGCUUAUGUUAUUACAUCAGCUAUCAGCAUAAGAACAAUCUUGGUUUCAAUUUGUUACCAUACCAAUGAAGAAGAAGUAGCAUGUGAGUUUGUAGAUGCAUAUUAUAUGCUGAUUUUUGGGGCUAUACAAGUUGUACUUUCACAGAUACCAAACUUCCAUAACAUUGAAUGGCUUUCGGUUGUUGCUGCAAUCAUGUCAUUUGCUUAUUCUUUCAUAGGAAUGGCCCUUUCCAUUCUGCAAAUCAAAGAAAAAGGUUAUGUUGAAGGUAGCAUUGAAGGAAUCAGAAGCAGGAGUAGAACUGAAAAGUUAUGGCUUGUUGCUCAAGCACUUGGUGACAUAUCAUAUUCCUAUCCAUUCUCAACAAUUCUCUUGGAAAUUCAGGAUACUCUGAAGUCACCUCCACCGGAAAACCAAACUAUGAAGAAGGCCUCCGUGAUAUCGGUGGCGAUCACAACGUUCUUCUACUUUGGUUGUGGAGGAGCUGGAUAUGCAGCUUUUGGUAAUGAUACACCAGGAAACCUCUUAACAGGUUUUGGAUCCUCCAAGUAUUAUUGGCUUGUUAACUUUGCCAAUGUUUGUAUUGUGGUUCACCUUGUUGGUGCAUAUCAGGUGUAUAGUCAGCCAUUUUUUGCCGUUGUUGAGAAUUGGUUCCACUUUCAAUAUCUAAAUAGUGAAUUUGUAAAUCACUCAUAUUUCUUGAAAUCGUCAUUUUUACCGAAUUUUGAACUAAAUUUUCUGAGGCUUUCUUUCCAAACCUGACAUCAACCACGGUGAUUGCAUUGAUGUUCCCUUACUUCAACCAGAUUUUGGGAGUACUAGGAAGCUUAAUCUUUUGGCCAUUAACUAUAUAUUUUCUAGUAGAAAUAUACUUAGGUCUGUCUAAUACUGAAGCAUAGAGUGCUAAGUGGAUCAUGCUUCGGAGUUUAAGCAUUUUAGGCUUUGUUUUUG
Arachis stenosperma is the source of this 1374-nucleotide messenger RNA. Its product is annotated as probable amino acid permease 7. The coding region runs from base 241 to 1185 and encodes 314 amino acids. Gene Ontology annotation, cellular component: plasma membrane. The transcript has 6 exons. Lineage: Eukaryota; Viridiplantae; Streptophyta; Magnoliopsida; Fabales; Fabaceae. The record is from RefSeq and is a predicted model, not a curated record.